AUGGCUCCAGAAUUCGACAUCACCCCUGAGAAGCAGUCGGGCCUGCUGUACUUCUGGAAGCAGCAGAUCAGCUACAAGCCCACAGAAGUACAUGAUGUCGACCUCAAGGGAUGCACAGCCAUCAUCACCGGCUCCAACACUGGAGUCGGCUUCCAAACCUCGCAGCAGCUCCUGAACCUCGGGCUUAGCAGGCUGAUCCUCGCCGUCCGGAGCGAGGAGAAGGGCAAGGCCGCCGCCGCCAAGCUUGCCUCUGGCCGCGACUUGGCCGAGGGUGCGAUCGAGGUCUGGCUGCUGGACCAGUCCUCAUACGAGUCUGUUACUGCCUUCGCCAACAGGGUCAGAGGCCUCGACCGCUUGGAUUUCGUAAAUCUGAAUAUUGGCAUCGCUCCUACCAAGCGUGAAUUCAACAAGCAUACCGGCCACGACGAGGUGAUCCAGGUCAACUACCUGUCCACCGCCCUGAUAGCCAUUCUCUUGCUCCCAAUCGCCAAGGAGAAGAGGGCAAACCAGCCGCGACCCACCCGUAUCACCUUCACAUCCUCCGAGGCGGCAUGCUGGACCAAGUUCAAGGAAAAGGACGUCAAGGGCGAGCGGCUCCUCAAGGUUCUCGACAGGCAGGAUGGCAAGGUAGACAUGGCGGACCGCAUGUGGCUGUCGAAACUACUCGGGCAAUUCUUCAUCGCCAGACUCGCAGCAGAGGUCCCCCCAUCUGUCGCCUUGAUUAAUUGCGCCUCUCCAAGCGCGAUCCACGACUCCGAGUUCAACCGCGACUUUGACAAGACGGCCGGUGGUGCGGUGUUCAAGAUGAUCCUGAGAUUACUGGCCAACUCCUCGGCCGUGGGGGCGCGAAUGAUAACCGAUGCCAUCGUCAAACACGGGGAGGAAACCCAUGGGCGGUUCCUUUCAUUUCAGAAACUUGUACCAAUGGCUCCUAUCGUCUACACCGAGGAAGGGCGCCAGAUCUCUGAGCAACUGUGGGAAGAUACGUUGGCCGAACUUUCGUUCGCCAAUGUUUCAGGCAUUCUCGAGGAUUUGAGACACUGA
Messenger RNA from Diaporthe batatas, 1044 nucleotides. RefSeq lists its product as uncharacterized. The transcript is spliced from 2 exons. The coding region runs from base 1 to 1044 and encodes 347 amino acids. The record is from RefSeq and is a predicted model, not a curated record. Lineage: Eukaryota; Fungi; Ascomycota; Sordariomycetes; Diaporthales; Diaporthaceae.